Messenger RNA from Pezoporus occidentalis (night parrot), 484 nucleotides. RefSeq names its product claw keratin-like. Bases 17 to 397 code for a protein of 126 amino acids. Gene Ontology annotation, cellular component: intermediate filament. The transcript has a single exon. Gene Ontology annotation, molecular function: structural constituent of cytoskeleton. Lineage: Eukaryota; Metazoa; Chordata; Aves; Psittaciformes; Psittacidae. The record is from RefSeq and is a predicted model, not a curated record.
CCUCCUGAAGAGAAGAAUGUCCUGCUCCAGCCUGUGUGUCCCUUCCUGUGGGGUGGCCGCCCCAUGCCCCCUGGCUGACACCACCAAUGAGCCCUGCGUGCGUCAGUGCCAGAGCUCCACAGUGGUGAUCCAGCCCCCGGCCUCAGUGGUCACCUUCCCCGGACCCAUCCUCAGCUCCUUCCCACAGCACAGCGUUGUGGGCUCAGCGGGAGUCCCUGCCAUUGCUGGGGGCUACGGGGGCAGUUAUGGAGGAUAUGGUGGAUUUGGAGGCUAUGGUGGCUAUGGUGGCUAUGGAGGCCUUGGUGGCUAUGGUGGCUAUGGAGGCUUUGGGGGCUGCGGAUAUGGUGGCUGGGGCCGAGGCCUCAGGUCCUUCGGUGGUUGGUGUGGCAGCUGCUAAGCCUCACCCUGGUGCAUCCUCAGACAACAGAGAGCUCCAGGAAAGCCUCUGGCACAUCCCAACAUGAUGAUGCCCAAAGGAAGAGCA